UGGUACCAACUUGGAUCCUCUCAAUUCAAGAAYCUACYCAACAAAACAUUGAAUGAAGCUAAAGUGGCUUGUUACGUUAAUCAAGGAUGCCUGGCCCAUUUCGAGAAUGAUAUGGAAAAAGAGUUUGUUGGUGGACUGUUUAAAGACGCACUGACAGCAGAAAAUGCUCAAAACGAACUAAAACCCGGCAUACAUUGGCGUCUAGAUGGCUCAGAUAAGGAUGUCGUGUUGUAUGGAAAUGCAUCCUUUAAACAAGACAAUGACAUCAACACCGCUGUCCUUGAUUUGCCGGGUACCACAGGCUCAUAUGCYACAACCCCAGCAUUUCCAAUCUCAAAAAUAAGUUUCACAAUUUCGAUGUGGAUAAAGGCACCUAACUUGCUAAGUCCAGGAUUGGCCUACUCGUCGUGGGGAAAUCCACAUGUGUUUGCCCUAAAGGCAUCAUGGUUCUCUGCGAGAAGACUUCACAAUCCAAAGGCAGUACAUUUUUCGAUCAUCAAUAACAAUAAUUUGCCUAAGAACCAAUGGAUCAAUGUCGUUGCUGUGUGAGACCGGGGACAAAGAAAAGCAUUUCUGUACCGCGAUGGUACUCAAGUGGCAUCGGRAAUAUCUCCUGWGAUACRUYCCCAAUACCUCAACUUUCCAAACCCUAAUGUUAACGUGUUUGAUAUUGGUUAUCAACGAGAUGCUCCAUCAAAUGCAAUGACAGCAAGAAUCAAAGAUAUUGUGAUCUUUAAUCAACCCCUGAACGCCGAUCAAGUAAAACUUCUGAAAGACCUAAACUCUGACUGCCUGUCUGUGACCACCGGAGCUGUUGCCUGGCAGAUAGCGUGCUGUGGUGAGAGGAAAGAUUUUGUAUGCAGAAGGAAGCUGUAGAUUGACUACUUUCUGUCCUUCCAUAUCACAUAUAAAGCAGUAUAUCUUGGCCUUUUGUACUAAGCGUAUAAAGCUAUUGUAGCUAUUCCCAUACAAUAUUUAUCCAUGGAAGAACACCAUUCACUCUUGGUACAACCACCAGUGUGUUUAGAUAGCUUUGGACAUGCAUGAAUGCGCUUGGRUGUUUAUUUAGUCAAAAUCUARUAGUCUGCUGCUACCAGCAUGCAGCUUGUUAUCGCUGUAGUUAACAGUCAAGUCAAAUUUUGCGCAUGMGUAUUAWUUAAUGUGUUGCUCUCUUUCCCUUUCUUAUGCUUUGGCUAAGAUUGUGUCUGAGAUGAAAAAAAUACAUGUAUGUGAUCAAACGUAAGUGGUAUAAAAGAAGCAAUCAUUUUGAUUAGGUAUGGAUUGUUUUCAACUAUUUCCAUGAUAUUCAAAUCAUAAAAGACCGGCAG
Exaiptasia diaphana is the source of this 1328-nucleotide messenger RNA. RefSeq lists its product as uncharacterized. The record is from RefSeq and is a predicted model, not a curated record. Lineage: Eukaryota; Metazoa; Cnidaria; Anthozoa; Actiniaria; Aiptasiidae. The transcript has 5 exons. Bases 112 to 549 code for a protein of 145 amino acids.